CGCGUCAGUGCUAUUUUAAUACGUCUGAAGAACAGCUAUUAUGUAAAGGAGAGUUAAGAACAAUCAGUUUUUCAACACCAAUUUCUGAAGAACGAUGUCAAGAAUUAGAAGGAAAGUGUCUUUGCCAAACACAUUAUAAUCACAAAGUUGUUAAUAAAAACUAUUAUCAAAAACAUCAAACAAAAUUAAACGAAUACUGUGCCCAUCCAAAGCAUAGUAUAUAUAAGCAAAGUACCAAAAAAAAAGAACAAACAAAAAGUAAAGAUGCACUUAUUAAUUUACCUGUUCAAUUUUAUAAAAUAUUAGAACUUGAUUCAACCGCUAAAAUAUGUCAUAGAUGUAUUAAGUUUACUGACCAAGAUCCUGAUUAUAUAACAAGUAAUGAUUAUAUUCAGGCAAUUAAACAAUCACGAUUUUCUCAAAACAGCAAUAACAUUGAAACACAAAAAACAAUUCGAAGUGUUAAGCCUAUUCAAGAUUUAAGCAAGUCAAUGAAAUAUAAACGAUAUAAAAAAGUAGCAACUUCUUUUCCAAAAUGA
Messenger RNA from Dentiscutata erythropus, 539 nucleotides. Lineage: Eukaryota; Fungi; Glomeromycota; Glomeromycetes; Diversisporales; Gigasporaceae. The record is from the annotation of a GenBank genome assembly.